UAUUAAGGCAAGUAAUAGACCUUGAUGUUUCCAGAGUUAAGUUUCCAAUACUGGAUGUUAUAAUUUCUGUAACAUUUCCUAAUCUACAAAAACUUAAUCUGUCGAGCUGCGGCGUUGAAACCAUUGCUGGCGAGGUGUUCACAAACCUGACUGAACUACGAAGUCUAGAUUUAAAGGGGUCUGCUGUGAACUAUUUCCCACCACAAACAUUUACCUUUCUAAGUACAUUAGAGUCCCUCUACACUGACAACUACAAAGUCUGUUGUCCUGUCUCACUUCCCGAACAGUUUAAUCUGCAAAAGUGUGAAGCGCCAUCUGACGAGGUCUCGUCCUGUGAUGCUCUCCUGCGCUCAGACACAUACCGUGUCUUCCUCUCGUUAUUCGCGGCUUUAGCUCUGAUGGGCAACACGGGAAGUUUUGUUUACCGCGUGUUUAUCAGUAAGAAAACAAGCAACCUUGGUUUUGAUGUCUUUGUCACUAAUUUAAGUAUAGCUGACUUUGUGAUGGGUGUGUACCUGGUGAUCAUAGGAAUAGCUGACCGUGUGUACCUGGGAAACUACUUGUGGAACGACUUAAUAUGGAGAAAUAGUUGUGUGUGUAAGCUGGCCGGCUUUCUCUGUCUACUGUCCAGUGAAGUGUCAGCUUUCAUUAUCCUUCUGGUCACACUAGACAGACUCCUUGUCAUCGCGUUUCCAUUUAGUAUCCUUCACUUUUGUAAACAAUCUGCGUGGAUUGCUUCAGGUAUAGUAUGGAGUGUCGGUGUUCUCAUUGCAGUGAUUCCUUUACUGCCAUCAACAUCUGAUUGGAAUUUCUACAGUCAAAACGGGAUCUGUAUUCCGAUUCCAAUCAUCAGGAACUACUUUUCGGGAAAGGAUUAUGCUUUUGGUGUCAUGAUUGUCCUUAACGGAUUUCUCUUCUUGCUUAUUACUGUUGGUCAGGUUUUCAUCUUCUGGUCUGUAAGAGUCAACAGUAUGACAGACACAUCCAAGAAGACCAAGGACCUGACCAUCGCCCGUCGACUGAUGACAGUGGUUGUGUCUGACUUUUGCUGCAAGUUCCCCGUGGCCUUGCUGGGACUUCUAGCGGCCCGCGGCACGCCAGUCUCUAGUGAGGUCAUCGUCGCUCUCGUCAUCUUCGUUGUUCCCCUCAACUCCGCUCUCAACCCCUUCCUGUACACAUACAACGUGAUGAAGGAGCGCAGGCGCAAGGCCCGAGAAGAGAAAAUGAGAAAGUAUUUUAUGUCACUUACCAAAUAGAAGAACACUGAAACAGACUAGUAGUUGUGUGCAGAAAAAAAUGACUUUGGUUGAGAAGUUUUUUUUUUUAAUUUUUAUAAAUAAAAGUAUUAUUUACAGAAACAUUAAACUUGUGACAAGAUUCAUGUUAAGCUUAACAUCCGGAAUUUGAUUAGUUGCUAUAAGUUUCCCUAAUCUUGGUCUUUAUUAUAAGUUAC
Pomacea canaliculata is the source of this 1453-nucleotide messenger RNA. RefSeq names its product G-protein coupled receptor GRL101-like. The transcript has a single exon. Gene Ontology annotation, cellular component: membrane. Gene Ontology annotation, molecular function: protein-hormone receptor activity; G protein-coupled receptor activity. Gene Ontology annotation, biological process: G protein-coupled receptor signaling pathway. Lineage: Eukaryota; Metazoa; Mollusca; Gastropoda; Architaenioglossa; Ampullariidae. The record is from RefSeq and is a predicted model, not a curated record. The coding region runs from base 399 to 1256 and encodes 285 amino acids.